This is a messenger RNA of Acipenser ruthenus (sterlet), 5515 nucleotides long. Its product is annotated as E3 ubiquitin-protein ligase TRIM9. The transcript has 12 exons. The record is from RefSeq and is a predicted model, not a curated record. Bases 152 to 2407 code for a protein of 751 amino acids. NCBI's taxonomy places the organism in Eukaryota, Metazoa, Chordata, Actinopteri, Acipenseriformes, Acipenseridae. Gene Ontology annotation, molecular function: protein binding; zinc ion binding.
ACAGCCGAGCCGGGUGCUGUGCGCUGCAGCUUGCUAUAGACCAGCAGACGCUAAACCACUGCCGGGGUUUACUGAGGUGCAACGUUUGAUAAACUUGCUCACCUACAAAGUAGGCUGUUUUUAUUUACCUCCAAAAAUAACCCAACCACCUAUGGAAGAAAUGGAAGAAGAAUUAAAAUGCCCAGUUUGCGGAUCGCUGUACCGGGAGCCCAUCAUAUUACCAUGUUCUCACAACAUCUGCUUGGCGUGCGCCAGGAAUAUUCUAGUCCUGACCCCUGACGCCGAAUCUCCGCAGAGUAGCCGGGCUUCUGGCUCGGGGGUCUCCGAUUAUGACUACUUGGAUCUGGAUAAAAUGAGCUUGUACAGCGAGGCGGACAGCGGCUACGGCUCGUACGGGGGCUUCGCUAGUGUCCCGACCACCCCUUGCCAGAAGUCCCCGAACGGGGUGCGGGUUUUCCCCCCAACCGUCCCUCCUCCCCCUCCCCAGCAUCACCUGCUUCUGCACCCUGGCUCCUUGCCCCCCAUCCCUCGUAACUCCUGCAUUACCUGCCCGCAGUGCCACCGUAGCCUGAUUCUGGACGACCGGGGGCUCCGCGGUUUCCCCAAGAACAGGGUGCUGGAAGGAGUGGUCGAUCGGUACCAGCAGAGCAAAGCGGCAGCCUUGAGGUGUCAGCUGUGCGAAAAGAGCCCCAAGGAGGCCACGGUAAUGUGCGAGCAGUGCGACGUCUUCUACUGCGACCCGUGCCGCCUGCGGUGCCACCCUCCGCGGGGCCCGCUCGCCAAGCACCACCUGGUACCUCCAGCUCAGGGCCGGGUGACCCGCAGGCUGAGCCCCCGGAAAAUCUCCACUUGUACCGAGCACGAACUGGAGAACCACAGCAUGUACUGUGUCCAGUGCAAGAUCCCAGUGUGUUACCAGUGCCUGGAGGAAGGAAAGCACUCCAGUCACGAAGUGAAGGCGCUGGGAGCGAUGUGGAAGCUGCACAAGGGUCAGCUGUCCCUGGCUCUGAACAUCCUCUCGGACCGGGCCAAGGAAGCCAAGGAGUUCCUGGUGCAGCUGAGGAACAUGGUCCAACAGAUUCAGCCCACAGAAGCCCCGGGGAGGCCGGUAGUGACGUCAGGUUGGGGGACUCUGCAGGAGAACAGCGUGGAGUUCGAGGCCUGUCUGGUGGCUCAGUGUGACGCUCUCAUCGACGCGCUCAACCGGAGGAAAGCACAGCUACUGUCCCGGGUCAACAAGGAGCACGAGCACAAACUCAAGGUGGUCCGUGAUCAGAUCUCGCACUGCACGGUCAAGCUGCGCCAGACCACCGGCCUGAUGGAGUACUGCCUGGAGGUCAUCAAGGAGAACGACCCCAGCGGCUUCCUGCAGAUCUCGGACACUCUGAUCCGGAGGGUCCACAUGACAGAGAAUCAGUGGGGGAAGGCCACCCUGACCCCCAGAAUGACCACCGACUUCGACCUGACUCUGGACAGCGGGCCCCUGCUGCAGACCAUCCACCAGCUGGACUUCGUGCAGAUGAAAGUUCCCUCCCCAGUGCCGGCCACCCCUAUCCUGCAGCUGGAAGAGUGCUGCACGCACAACAACAGCGCCACGUUGUCAUGGAAACAGCCCCCCCUCUCCACCGUGCAGGUGGACGGCUACAUCCUGGAACUUGACGACGGUAACGGGGGGCAGUUCAGGGAGGUGUACGUGGGGAAGGAGACCAUGUGCACGGUGGACGGGCUGCACUUCAACAGCACCUACAGCUCACGGGUCAAGGCCUUCAACAAGUCCGGAGUGGGGCAGUACAGCAAGACCCUGGUGAUGCAGACCGCAGAGACUGGAUACACUCCAUGUGAUUUAAACACUCUGGGAGCAGUCGCCUGGUUCACCUUCGACCCCAGCUCCGCCCACCCUGACAUCAUCUUCUCAAACGAUAACCUGACGGUGACGUGCAACAGCUACGACGACCGCGUGGUGCUGGGGAACACGGGCUUCUCACGCGGAGUGCACUACUGGGAGCUGAGCGUGGAUCGCUACGACAACCACCCCGACCCCGCCUUCGGAGUGGCGCGCGCGGACGUGCUGAAGGACGUGAUGCUGGGCAAGGACGACAAGGCCUGGGCCAUGUACGUGGACAACAACCGCUCCUGGUUCAUGCACAACAACUCCCACACCAACAGGACGGACGGGGGGAUCAGUAAGGGCACCACGGUGGGGGUGCUGCUGGACCUGGCUCACGGGACCCUGACGUUUUCGGUGAACGACGAGCAGCAGGGUCCCAUCGCCUUCGACAGCAUGGAGGGCCUCUUCCUCCCUGCCAUCAGUCUCAACAGAAACGUGCAGGUCACUCUUCACACUGGGCUGCCCAUCCCCGAGUUCUACACUGCAAGGAGCCCUGAGCCCCCCAGUUCAGUGUGUUAAUGACACUGCCGGCCAUGUGGGGGCGCUCUCCUGACCUGCCCCUGCUCUUCUACACCUCUCAGCUCCACCUCACACCUCUGUCCAAGCCAGAGCCCACAGACCCGCGGGAGCCAGAAGCAGAACCACAGAGCAGCUUUCAGCCUCCACAGGCACCAGAUGAGCUCCAGUCACUCUGCUGUGACCCACCGCCUCCUCUCCCAGUCCCCUCUCCCAGUCUCCUCUCCCAGUCUCCUCCCCCAGCAUCCUUCCCCAUCCUCCUCCCCCCAGCCUCCUCUCCCAGUCUCCUCCCCCAGCCUCCUCUCCCAGUCUCCUCUCCCAUUCUCCUCUCCCAGUCUCCUCUCCCAUUGUCCUCUCCCAGCCUCCUCUCCCAGCCUCCUCUCCCAGCCUCCUCUCCCAUUCUCCUCUCCCAGUCUCCUCCCCCAGCAUCCUUCCCCAUCCUCCUCCCCCCAGCCUCCUCUCCCAGCCUCCUCCCCCAGUCUCCUCUCCCAGUCUCCUCUCCCAGUCUCCUCUCCCAGUCUCCUCUCCCAGCCUCCUCUCCCAUUGUCCUCUCCCAGCCUCCUCUCGCAGUCUCUAGCUGGCUGGGUUCUGACAUCACCAUGCCUGUAAUCAGCCUGCGCAAACAGCCAAGGAAACUACAUCAUUGUAAAUAAGAAUUGGAAUUUGAAAAUAAGUACUUUGAGGCUUUUUGGUGACGCAACAAAAUGUUAUUUUUUACCUUCAUCCAAAGCCCCUAGAUAUUUCCGUUGUAAAACUUCAAACUCUGUAUCACAUUUACUACUGCUCCCGAUUUUCCUGCUUUUUUUAGUUUUCGUUCCGUAUCUACUUAAUUUUAUUUUAUAUAUUUAUUUUCUUUACCCGCCCAUCGGUCUCUGCAGAUUUCCCUUGUAAUACCCGCUAGUCUGCCCAUAGCCAGGAGGAAUGCACUGGACAAUGGACACUGGACACUGGACACUAUACACUGGACCCCGGCCCAGUGAAGUAGCCACAUGGGACAGAGGAGUGGCCUUGUGAGAAACUGACCCGAAGAGUGCAAUCAUCCCUGGCAAGCGGCAGACUUUUGGGAGGUUUUCAGAUUAUACAUUCUUUGAGGUAAUUCUGCUGCCGUCAGCUCUGUGUGCUAUAAUGGUGUGAUCAGACCACCCCUUUGAUCCCCUCCCAGAUCAGACAUCUCAGUUCAGUUUCCAAGUCAGUGCUGAUAAUGCCUCGUGUCUCACACAGCAGCCUGCAGUGGUGUCAGUGGUAGGCAAUACCUCCCUGGUAGUUCCUGUCUCUUGAGGUAUUACUGUGCUGGUUCUCGGUGCAGAUCUGCAGUGUGAGAGGUUCCAGUGUGCCUGUCCAUGCCCAGGCAGGCUGGCUGCACACACUGCUGAGGGUACCUAUGUGCCUCCCUGUGCUCAUAAAGCUGAGGGAACACGUGUUCUUGAAACCUGGUUGUUUCAUGCAGUUGCCUGAAACCUAUCCUCCUGAAACCAAGUUCCAAGCGGCUUUGUGUUCCCUUGGCUUAACCCCACGGACCUGCAGUUUCAGUGCAAUACAAUGGAGAGCAGUGCAGUGUUUUCAACAUGCCAACCACUUGUGUUGCAAGUCUUGCAACACUACUGCAAAGUUGCUGCAUCCAAAAUACUGCUUGCAUUACUAUAACUGUAUGACUGCUCAGUUGUUAUCCAUUCCCUUGAAUUGCAGUUCGAGCUGUUCCAGGUGUUACUAUGAGCUCUGUGGAAUGGAUUACAGUUGGAUCUGCCUAUGGCUUGUGUAAGCUUUUAAACCCAUUGUACCGUUGCUGCUCGAUUCACAUGGUGCUAUCGUGGCCAGUGUAAAACCAGUCUGUAAAACUGUGUAGGGAGAGAUAUGAGAGGGUCAUCUCUCCAUUUCAAAUGGGAAUUUAUUAUUUACAGUUGCCAAAUUCUCCACCUCAGGAAUUGUAUCCAUUCACAGAGGUACAAGGGUGCUUAUGUCACAAUGCAAGAUCAAACCUGCUGGUUAUCCAACCAAUCACCGCUGUCCGGGCUCCUUGCUGGAGGGGUGAACGCCGCCUCAUUGGUCAAGCUGAAAGAACCCUUAAAGGGGCCGAGCUACCGCCAGAGAAAAUGCUGCAGUCGGUGGUGUCUUAAAGGGGCGUGCGCAAAAUUACUGUUCUUAAUUUGUUAAUGCCAGAUCAGUGACAUUUAACCUUUUGAAUUCUAACCUACUCUGAACUGAUUCAUUUUAUUGACAAUAAUUCUUCUAUUGACAGUACGUCUACACAAGGCCUGAGGUGUGUGUGUGUGCGUGCGUGCGUGCGUGCGUGCAUGCAUGCGUGUGUGUGUGUAUAUAUAUAUAUAUAUAUAUAUAUAUAUAUAUAUAUAGGGCAAGCCCACACCCAGACAAGCAUGGCUAAAUAAGUAAUAGUCUGUGUGUUUGACCAGUACUGACGCUUGCUAAAGUGAAUCCUGAUGACGGUGAGGGGGCUGUACCGAUACGCUGGCCACAGGUCCCCCAUUCCUGCGACAAGUCUUAUGAAAAUGCUGUUGCUGGGCAACAUGAAUGAGUUAAGAUGUAAACUCCGAGACGCAGGGCCGUGCCCCAGCCUCUCAGACCAUGCUGUAUUUUUUUUAGUGACUGUAAUUGUGUGUUCUUUCUGGGUGUUUGGACCUGGCUUUGAUGUGUGUGGUGCCUUGUGACUCCAGGCCACUUUGCUGUUCCACAGACCUGUUUGUUUUAUUGCUUAUCAUUGUGGCUAUUAUUAUUAUUAUUAUUAUUAUUAUUAUUAUUAUUAUUAUUAUUAUUAACGACCUGAUGCCUUGCUGUUCCAAUAAAUAUGAAAUGAUUCUUCUUGUACAUAUUUGCUGUCUGGGGGUGUGUGUGGGUGUGUGUGUGUGGGGAGGGUACACAACAGAACUACAACGUAUUAUAAACCAUUAACAAUUAAUUUAGUAUUACAAACAAUAAAUAGUAAUUGGUCACAAUUGAAUGUAACUUUAGUUGAAUGAGAUAUGUAUAAAACAUCUAUAAAUAAAGUAAUGGUUUGUUACAAUAACAUUUUAAUUGGACUGAGUGGUUGUUCAAACGGUUUCUUCAUAAAAUACCGUUGGCAGUGAGUAAAUGUUAAACCCUGUUUUGUGUAAACUC